Leptonychotes weddellii (Weddell seal) is the source of this 1031-nucleotide messenger RNA. The record is from RefSeq and is a predicted model, not a curated record. NCBI's taxonomy places the organism in Eukaryota, Metazoa, Chordata, Mammalia, Carnivora, Phocidae.
GGGAGCGGCUACGAGUAGCACUCGAAAGGUGUAGUUUGUUAGAAGAAGAACUGGGGGCUACACACAAAGAGCUAAUGAUUCUUAAAGAACAGAAUAAUCAGAAGAAAACACUAACCGACGGAGUGCUUGACAUGAACCACGAACAAGAAAAUACUCCAAGCACAAAUGGAAAGAGAUCUUCCGACGGUUCUUUAAGCCACGAGGAAGACCUUGCCAAAGUCAUCGAGCUCCAGGAAAUCAUAGAUAAGCAGUCGAAGGAGCAGAGCCAGAUGAAGGAGCGCCUGGCCACUCUCUCUAGUCACGUGGCAGAGCUGGAGGAGGACCUGGACACCGCUAGGAAGGACCUCAUCAAGUCUGAGGAAGUGAACACGAAACUGCAGCGCGACGUUCGUGAAGCCAUGGCCCAGAAGGAAGACAUGGAAGAGAGGAUCACCACUCUUGAAAAACGCUACCUCGCGGCACAGCGCGAAGCCACCUCUGUGCAUGACCUCAAUGAUAAACUUGAAAAUGAGAUUGCAAAUAAAGACUCUAUGCAUCGGCAGACUGAGGAUAAAAACCGGCAGUUACAAGAGCGCCUGGAGCUGGCGGAGCAGAAGCUGCAGCAGACUUUGAGGAAGGCCGAGACGCUCCCCGAGGUGGAGGCCCAGCUGGCCCAGAGGGUGGCGGCGCUCUCCAAGUCUGACCUUUUGUCUUCUGGAAACUCUGCUGCUAAGGAAGCUAAACUGUUCGAACUCACUUCCCAGCUUAGGAAGGCCGAGGAGAGGCACGGCAACAUCGAGGAGAGGCUCCGCCAGAUGGAGGCGCAGUUGGAGGAGAAGAACCAGGAACUGCAGCGGGCAAGGCAGAGAGAAAAAAUGAAUGAAGAACAUAACAAGCGUUUAUCAGACACUGUUGACAAGCUUCUUUCUGAAUCCAAUGAGAGGCUUCAGCUUCAUCUUAAGGAGAGAAUGGCUGCUCUGGAAGACAAGAAUUCUCUAUUGAGAGAAGUUGAAACUGCGAAGAAGCAGUUGGAAGAAGCGCAACAUGAUAAG